AUGGAGACCGCGGCGGCCCCGGCCCCGGCCCCGGCCCCGGCCCCUGGCCCGCCGGGCUGGGGCGGCGAGGGCGCCUCUCAGCCGCGGCGGCAGCGGCGGUGCUCGCGGCGGGACCGGGAGCGGCGGCGCCGGGGCGGGGGGCGGCGGGCGGCUGCCGGGGACGCGCCGCGGACGCUGCUGGGGGCGGCCUCGGCGUUGCUGCCUUCGUCGUCGUCGUCGUCCUCGCCCCCGCCGCCGCCGCCCCCGCCGCCGCCGCCGCCCCCGGCCCGGCCCUGGUCGUCCGCCUCCUCCGGGGAGCGAGGCAGCCCCCGGGGAAAGAGGCGUCGGCGUCGGCCCCCCCGGCCCCGGGGCAGGAAGCGGCCCCCCGGCUCGGGCAGCCGAGGAGAAGAGGAGGACGACGACGAAGAGGAGGAGGGUGAGGAGGAGGAGGAAGAGGAGGAGGAGGACCUCAUCGAUGGUUUCGCCAUCGCCAGCUUCGCCAGCCUUGAGGCCCUGCAGAAGGAUGCAUCCCUUCAGCCCCCAGAACGACUGGAACAUCGGCUAAAACAUUCCGGAAAGCGGAAGCGGGGGGGUGUAGGGGGGGGCCGAGGGGAGCCAGGAGACAGCUCAGAUCGGGAGACUGGCCGGCCCCCAGGGGACCGUGCCCGAAAAAGGCCCAGCAAGCGAAGGAGGAAAGAGGCCUCCUCCCGACACUCUCUGGAAGCCGGAUACAUAUGUGACGCGGAGAGUGACCUGGACGAAAGGGUCUCUGAUGAUGACCUCGACCCAUCGUUUACUGUCUCAACCAGCAAAGCCUCGGGCCCCCAUGGCAACUUAAAUGGGAACUGUGAAGCGAAACUCUCUGUGAUCCCCAAAGUGUCGGGGCUGGAGCGGAGUCAGGAGCAGCCCCCAGGACCCGACCCGCUGCUAGUGCCUUUCCCUGCCAAGGAGCCACUGCCUCCACCGGCCCCCCGACCCCCAACCACCCCCCCAGCCCCAAUGCCAGCCCCUGUCAGCCUGCCACCCCCACCCCCACCCCAAUUGCAGCUCCGGGUUUCACCCUUUGGCAUCCGCUCUUCCACUUAUGGCAGCGGCCUGGACCUCAGCACUGGCAGCUCUUCGAGGCCACCCCCGAAGGCUCCUGCCCCUCCAGUGGCCCCACCUCCACCUUCUUCCUCUUCCUCUUCCUCUUCCUCUUCCUCAUCUUCUUCAGCUCAACUUUCCCAUCGGCCCCCCACACCCUCCCUGCCCUUGCCUCUGGCCAGCCAUGGCUUCCCCCCUACGGGGCUACGGGCUCCUCCUCCACCACCCCAUCCUGCUCUAUUCUCUCCUGGCCCUACUCUUCCCCCACCCCCACCUUUGCUGCAGGUGGCAGGCCACCCUGGGGCUGCAACAGCCAGUGCCCUCUCUGAGCAGGAGCUGAUGCGGCAGGACCUGAGCACUCGGUUCCUGAGCGCCCAGGGAGGCCCCGAGGUGGGGGGGGCAGGGGGCUCAGCCCGGCCCCUGGCCUUCCAGUUCCACCAGCACAACCACCAGCACCAGCACACCCACCAGCAUACCCACCAGCACUUCACCCCCUACCCUCCUGGCUUGCUGCCCCCCCACGGCCCCCACAUGUUCGAGAAGUAUCCAGGAAAAAUCGAAGGCCUUUUCCGGCAUAACCUCUAUGCGGCCUUCCCCCCUGCUGUCCCUGGCCUCCCCCCUGGUCUGCCUCCUGCUGUUUCCUUUGGUUCUCUGCAGGGGGCUUUCCAGCCUAAGAGCACGAAUCCAGAACUGCCACCACGACUGGGGCCGGUCCCCAGUGGGCUGCCCCAGAAGGGGACACAGAUUCCUGACCAUUUCCGACCCCCACUGAGGAAACCAGGAAAGUGGUGUGCCAUGCACGUGCGAGUGGCCUACAUGAUCCUGAGGCAUCAGGAGAAGAUGAAGUUAAUGCAGGGUGAUCCUCACAAGCUGGAUUUUCGGAACGACCUUCUGCCCUGCCUCCCUGGGGCCUAUGGAGGGCUUCCCCCGGGGCAGGAGCUCUCCCACCCAGCUUCCCUCUUCACCGCGACAGGUGCUGUCCAUCCUGCUGCCAACCCUUUCACAGCAGCUCCUGGGCCCCCUGCAUCCUUUCUGAGCCCUGGUACCCACAUUGAUCCUUUUGGGCGACCUACCAGCUUUGCGUCCUUGGCUGCCCUCUCCAAUGGGGCCUUUGGGGGCCUGGGCAGCCCUACGUUCAACACUGGUGCUGUCUUUGCCCAGAAAGAAAGCCCAGGGGCCCCUCCUGCCUUCGCCUCUCCUCCUGAUCCAUGGGCCCGGCUGCACCGCGGCCCCCCUGCCUUUCCUGCUUGGGCCCGACCCCCUGAGGCUGCACGGACGCCUGGCUCGGACAAAGAGCGUCCGGUGGAGAGGCGAGAGUCCUCAGCCCCCAAAGAGGAGAAAGAUAGGGAUCUCCCAUUUUCCCGACCACAGCUUCGAGUUUCCCCAGCCACCCCCAAGUCCCGGGCCGGGGAGGAGGGGGUAAGACCCCCCAAGGAGCCUGUGAGGGUGAAGGAAGAGAGGAAGGAGGAGGUCCCUGGGCCUCCCAGCCUACACCUGCUUUUUGAUCGGCCCCGACCACCCCCCUUCCUGGGUCCCAGUCCUUCUGACCGAUGUGCCCCCUUCUUGGAGCCCUGGCUGCCAGGCCCUCCACGCCUGGCCCGCCCCCCACGAUUCUAUGAGGCUGGGGAGGAGCUGGGAGGGGCAGGAGCUGUGGCCACAGCUCGCCUGUAUGGUCUGGAGCCUACCCAUCCUCUACUCUAUGGUCGCUUGGCCCCCCCACCUCCUACCGCAGCCCCCGGGCCCCCUCAGUUGCUUAGCAAGACACCUCCUGGGGCCCUCCUUGGGGCUCCGCCCCCCUUGGUGCCCGCCCCUCGGCCUGGCUCCCCCCCUAGGCCACCAGGACCACCCAGAGCUGACAGGUGAGGGGAGGGGAGGGGCUGGGGGUAGAGCUCCAUUUUCCUCCCCCCUUUUUCACUUCCCCACCCAGCCUGAGGGUGGAGGUUGUGACUCUACAUGGGAGGGCAAAGGUCAUGACCCCAUGGCGUCUGUGGAAUUGUCUUGGGGUCAGAGUUCACUACCCCAGCCAUGGGAUCAUCCUGAAAAUAGAGGUCCCAGACCCACCCACCCCACAAAGGGGUUAAGUGCAAGAGCCACUCUCUAGAGGGAUGGGGGUCACCUGGAGGGCAGAGGUUGUGACCACCUGAGAGGCAGUGCUGUUCCUUCUCCUUUUCCCAUCCCCUCCCCUUUCCCCUGUUAAGUCUGGGCUCCCUCAGAGGGUCCCUUGGAUGCUAAGCCUCCCGACAGCCUUCUGUAGGCUUAUCAAGCCUGAGGCCAAAGUCACACACACCCAGGCCUCUUGUUCCCCCUUCCCUCCUGGGGGGAAGCAGGGUGGGGCCGCUGGGACAUCAGAAGUCACCAGUGACCCUCCUUCAUAGGGUCAGAGAAGAUGGGGGGGGGUUAGGGGGGAGGGGGGUUCCCUGUACAUAUUUAUCUCCCCUUCCACACCGGCCCCCCCCCCAGGUGUUUUGUACAUUUUUACAGGGGUGCCCCCCUCAGCCCAACCCCUCUUCCCCCCUCCCUUGUUUAAUUAAAUCCUCAGACUGGUGCUCUGUUCCCAGCCUCUCGCCUCUCUGUCUGGGGGGAGGGGGGAAGGAAGGGGGAAAGCCUGGUGGGAAGUUGGGGUUGGGAACCCAGCAGGAGGUACCAGGGACUUGGCUUUAUUUUCCUCAGGAAAUUGGUGAUUUAGGUGAGGGACAAACAUGGGGAUGGCCUCCCUGAGUCUGUCAGUUGGACCAGGAUAAUCUCACCCUGCCCUUCUAGGAGGAAUCCUAGAAUCCUCUGAUUGGCUGGCAAGGCCGCCUCCCUCCAGCCUUAGACCUUGUCAUCCCCAGGCUUCCAGUAGCCUGAACUCUUAAGCCUCAGAAAUUCUGUCCCUCAACGUGUGUAGGUCCUGGUGCUCUGGACCAGGCAUCCCCCAGGAGGCAUUUUCCUAUUCCCAAGAGUCUUGGGGGCCUCCUGUCCUAAGGCAGAACUUGGUGUCUACCUUUAUGCUGCUUCCUCCUCUCAGAGUCCCUGAAUUCCCUGGCAGGGAGGCUGAAUUCAUCAUGUCCCACAGACCAAAGAACAGGGGACGGAGCAGAGCAAGGCAGGCAGGUCCUUGGAAGCUACCUGCCUUCCUGAACUCUUCCUAAUUAUAACCCUAGCCCCAGCCUGGCCUCAGGGAGUUGCAGGUACCCCUGUGUUCUGGGGCCACCUUAGAGACUAUUGAGGUGGUGGGUUUGUUUAAAAACAAAGAAAUUCAGUUGGCUCCCUCCAUGGGGUAAAUGGGGGAUGUUGGCUCUGUAAUAUUUGCGGAUAUUUAUAUAAAAAAGGAGUGUUA
Messenger RNA from Dromiciops gliroides (monito del monte), 4381 nucleotides. RefSeq names its product fibrosin (gene FBRS). Bases 1 to 2925 code for a protein of 974 amino acids. NCBI's taxonomy places the organism in Eukaryota, Metazoa, Chordata, Mammalia, Microbiotheria, Microbiotheriidae. The transcript is spliced from 18 exons. The record is from RefSeq and is a predicted model, not a curated record.